Ricinus communis (castor bean) is the source of this 1637-nucleotide messenger RNA. RefSeq names its product VAN3-binding protein. The coding region runs from base 342 to 1508 and encodes 388 amino acids. The record is from RefSeq and is a predicted model, not a curated record. The transcript has 8 exons. Lineage: Eukaryota; Viridiplantae; Streptophyta; Magnoliopsida; Malpighiales; Euphorbiaceae.
AUUUUGAUCUCUUAUAUAUGGGUCAAUCCCACCUAUGGUAAUGAUGCAAGCAGGGGCAUUUUGGUUCCCUUCCUAGCAACCUAAGUGGCAUGUAUACAGCUACAGUCUAACCAAUUGAAUUCCUAUGUGUUCGGACCAGAUCAUGUUUAGAACCCACAUUAAGACAGUGACAUGAUGGUGAUUUAGACAUAUUUGUUUAUUUAUAUACAUACGUGUAUAAAGUGUUAUUUAUAUCUGAAAUUGUAGUAGCAUUCCUCACUUGUUUUAUAAGUUUUUGUCUCGAAUUGUGACACAUUCUGAUUCCUGAGACAAGUCUUCAGUUCCUAAAUUUUCUGGAUUCAAUGACCAUGGUAACGCCAUCUGAGGCACAUCCUGAGACAAUGGAUUACCUUUCGCGUACUUGGUGCAACUUUGCUGUUAAAACUCUCCAGCCAGAGUUGCCUGCAGAUAAAUCAAUCAUUCUUCUUGACAACCAAUUGAAGAACUUUGAUUGCGAAAUGAAAGGUCCUUUUCCAAAGAUGGAAAAGAGUGUGAAAAUGGAAGAUGACUUUAAGGCUCUACCACCUUGGAAAUCCAAUGAUGUGAAGUCAUGGAUAUGGAUGCAACAAGCAAUGCAUCCUGAAUUAAAUUACAACAGCUGCUUUCGAAAGAAAUGGUUACCAUGGAAGAUUGGACCGUUUAAAACCAUUUCAAUCAAGAAAUGGCUGAAAGAGAUAAAGCAAAAGAGAAAAGAAGAAGAUAGGUUAGAAAGAGCUCAAGUGCAUGCAGCCAUAUCAGUGGCAGGUGUAGCUGCUGCCUUAGCUGCAAUUGCUGCAGAGAACACAAAAAGAGACGAUUCUAGUACCACUAAGGAGGAAGCUGUGGCAUCUGCGGCGGCUCUGGUAGCUGCACAAUGCGCACAGGUGGCUGAAGCUAUGGGGGCGAAGAGGGAGCAACUCAGCAGUAUGAUAGGAUCUGCAAUGAGUGGAACAAGUGCCAGUGACAUCCUAACACUAACUGCUGCUGCCGCUACAUCAUUAAGAGGUGCAGCAACCCUCAAAGCAAGAACAGGAUGCAAUAACAGAUUCAAUGGAAGUGCACCGGUGCUCCCCAUUGAAGACAAUUCCGACAUCGAUUUCGACUUCGAAAAAUGCAGAUUCGUUCUUGCCAAUGGCAUAGAACUUCAUGUUGAAACACCAGAUGGAAAUUUUGGUGUGAGAUCAGUGUCUAUUGUCCUGAAUAGCCAAGCCAAGGUUAUUCUGAAAAUCAGAAAGCUCAAUUUGUUGAAAAGCAAGAAGGAAAGUAUUGUACUGGACCUGCAUACUGAAUUGUACAAAGAUUCAGAAGGUGAUCAAGAAACUGAUACUACAUGUUACCUUAUCGUGCUAACCACAAAUGAAGGGAUAAUAAAGCUUGACAUGGGCGAUGAUUGCCAUCGAUAUAAAACAUGGGCUACAGCCAUUCAUCAUAUGCUCAUGCUCUCUACUUCUUCUUUUGCAAAAUAUGAACUUCAGUUCUACAAAAAUUGAACCUGCUCUUCUAUGUGAUGUGCCCCUUUUUAAUUUAAUGCAUAUUUUGUACUUCAGUUAUGUAAUUAUUAUCCAUUUCACAUCAUAAUUUAUGUUCAAUAAAAUAAUAUCAAUCUUUUUCAAGGGGCA